Odobenus rosmarus divergens (Pacific walrus) is the source of this 909-nucleotide messenger RNA. It is a transcript of the gene SLAMF8, whose product is annotated as SLAM family member 8. Gene Ontology annotation, biological process: leukocyte chemotaxis involved in inflammatory response; regulation of B cell differentiation. NCBI's taxonomy places the organism in Eukaryota, Metazoa, Chordata, Mammalia, Carnivora, Odobenidae. The transcript is spliced from 5 exons. Gene Ontology annotation, molecular function: signaling receptor activity. The record is from RefSeq and is a predicted model, not a curated record. The coding region runs from base 16 to 909 and encodes 297 amino acids.
UCCACUUGCCCCCAGAUGUUCUGGAUUUGGGCUGUUGAAGGAGUCUGCUGGCCUCUCUGGAGAAGGACGGGCAUGUGGUCCCUGUGGAGCCUGCUUCUCUGGGAAGCACUGCUUCCCACCAGAGCCUCCAGCGCCCAAGUGCACGGCCAGGUUGGGGGCUCUGUGCUGCUGGUGGCAGAGCGCCCUGCCAGCUUCCAGGUCCGAGAGGCCAUCUGGAGAUCUCUCUGGCCUUCGGAGGAGCUCCUGGCCACAUUUUUCCGGGGCUCCCCAGAGACUCUGUACCGCUCCCGCUUCCUGGGCCGAGCCCAGCUCCACAGCAACCUCAGCCUGGAGCUCCAGCCUCUGGAGUCUGGAGACAGCGGCAACUUCUCUGUGCUGUUGGUGGACACAAGCGGUCGGGCCCAGACCCAGCUCCUGCAGCUCAAGGUGUACGAUGCAGUGCCCAGACCCGUGGUACAAGUAUUUAUUGCUGUAUCGGGGGACGCUCUGCUGCCCAAGACCUGCCAGGUGUUCCUGUUCUGUCGGGCCCCCAACAUCAGUGACAUAACCUAUAGCUGGCGACGGGAGGGAACCAUUGACUUUGGUAUUGAACCAAGAGGCCUCUUCGCGGAUGGACAGGUGCUGAGGGUUUCACUGGGACCAGGAGACAAGAGUGUGGCCUAUUCCUGCAUUGUCUCUAACCCUGUCAGCUGGGACUUGGCCACCGUCACCCCUUGGGAGAGCUGCCAUCGCGAGGCAGCCCCAGGAAAGUCCUCCUACAAAGAUGUGCUGUUGGUGGUGGUGCCCAUCUCCCUGCUCCUGACCCUGGCUGGUCUCCUCUCUGCCUGGCACUCCUACUACUCAGGGAAAAAGCAGAAGGACGUCUGUAUUGACAGAGUGGCUUCAGAGACAGAGAACCCCCUUGUGUAG